AUCUCUGCUUUACUUAUUGGCCUGAUCCUGCCUCUGGGUUUGUGUGAGCUCAACUCAGCUCUGAAAAAAGGGGUUGUGCUUACAGAGGAUAGGUCUGGUGCUGGGGUCAGCACUAAGGCCUUAUCUGUCAAAUGUAAACUCCAGGGUACCACUCGUCUACCUGCAUUCUCAAUGGAUGGUGACUACAUUAUCGGGGGUAUUUUCUCUAUACACUACUACAUGCACACAGUGAAGCACAACUAUACCACCAUGCCUGAGCCACCAAGGUGCACAGGGAGCAUGGACUCUCGUGAACUGCGCUUCUCGCGCGCCAUGGUCUUCGCCAUCGAGGAGAUUAACAACAGCACAGAGCUGCUGCCAGGCAUCACACUCGGUUAUGAGAUCCACGACUCGUGCGCCUCAGUGCCCGUGGCGGUCCAAGUGGCAUCCCAGUUUUCAAAUGGGCUGGAUCCGGUGUUUUACACCGGCGACAACUGCUCGCAAGCAGGCAUGGUGAUGGCCAUGGUCGGUGAGUCUGGAUCAACGCCAUCAAUCAGCAUGUCGCGCAUCCUCGGGUCCUUUAAUAUUGCUCAGGUGAGCCACUUUGCCACUUGUGCAUGCCUGUCUGAUAAGCAGCAGUACCCGAAUUUCUUCAGAACAAUCCCCAGUGACCAGUUCCAGGCUGACGCGCUGGCCAAGCUGGUGAAACACUUUGGCUGGACUUGGAUAGGUGCUGUCCAUUCAGAUUCAGACUAUGGCAAUAACGGCAUGGCGUCUUUCCUGCAGGCGGCGCAGAAGGAGGGGAUCUGUGUGGAAUACUCUGAAUCUUUCUAUCGGACCCACCCACGUAGCAGGAUCCAGAGAGUAGCAGACGUUAUCCGCAGAUCGACAGCUGUGGUUGUUGUGGCAUUUGUAGCCUCUGGAGACAUGAGGAUCCUGCUACAGGAGCUGUCACACAAACCUCCUCCACCUCGCCAGUGGAUAGGCAGUGAGUCCUGGGUAACUGACCCAGAUAUGCUGAGGUUCAACUUCUGUGCCGGAGCCAUUGGAUUCGGCAUUGAGCAAUCUGUCAUCCCAGGUCUAAGAGAAUUCUUGCUGGAUCUCUCGCCUACAGAAGUAGCUGCCUCUCCAUUGCUUACUGAGUUCUGGGAGGAUGCAUUCAACUGCAGGCUGGGAAAAAGUGCAGCUAUAGAUGAGAGAGUGUGUGAUGGAAGUGAAGACAUACAGACGCUGCAGCGCCCGUACACUGACACAUCUCAGCUCCGUGUCACUAACAUGGCGUACAAGGCUGUUUAUGCAAUAGCUCAUGCCAUUCAUAAUGAAGUGUGUCAGGACACACAUUCUACAGCUCAGUGUGAUAAAUUCACCAGGAUAGAGUCAAAACAAGUUCUUACUCAACUUAAGAAACUGAAUUUUACCAAAAAUGGUUAUGAUGUGUCAUUUGAUGCCAACGGGGAUCCUGUGGCCAGAUAUGAGCUGGUUAACUGGCAAAAAAGUGAGAGUGGCAGCAUUGAGAUGGUGACAGUAGGGCACUAUGAUGCAUCACUGCCAGACGGCCAGGAGUUUCACAUCAACAGGAACCUCACCUGGGUGGAUAGUGACACACAAGUGCCUGUGUCAGUGUGCAGUGACAGCUGUCCUCCAGGAACUCGUAAAGUGCUGCAAAAAGGGAAACCCAUCUGCUGUUAUGAUUGUAUACCAUGUCCUGACGGAAAAAUCAGCAAUAAUACAGAUUCCCCUGAUUGUUUCUCUUGCCCAAAAGAGUUCUGGCCUAAUACAGAGAGAGACACUUGUCUCCCCAAGCCCGUGGAGUUUCUUUCUUUUGAUGAGGUCCUAGGAAUCAUCCUGGCAGCAUUUUCAGUUGGUGGUGCCUGUCUUGCCAUCAUAACAGCGGCUGUGUUCUUUCGUCACAGAUCAUCCCCCAUUGUCAGGGCCAACAACUCUGAGCUGAGCUUCCUGCUGCUCUUCUCCCUGACUCUGUGUUUCUUAUGUUCAUUAACUUUCAUUGGAGCACCCUCUGAUUGGUCCUGCAUGCUGCGCCACACAGCAUUUGGGAUCACCUUUGUCCUCUGUAUCUCUUGUGUUCUUGGAAAAACUAUGGUGGUGCUAAUGGCCUUCAGAUCUACACUCCCAGGUAGUAAUGUCAUGAAAUGGUUUGGUCCUCCACAGCAAAGAAUGACUGUGGUGUCUUUCACAUUUAUUCAAGUUUUGAUAUGUGCUAUUUGGUUGGGUCUUAGUCCCCCCUUUCCAAUGAAAAACCUGACUAUAUAUAAGGAGAGAAUCAUCCUGGAGUGUGCAUUAGGCUCAGCUGUUGGAUUUUGGGUUGUUCUUGGGUACAUAGGCCUACUGGCUGUCUUUUGCUUUGUGUUAGCUGUCCUAGCAAGGAAACUACCUGAUCAUUUUAACGAAGCCAAGUUGAUCACCUUCAGCAUGCUGGUAUUCUGUGCAGUCUGGAUCACCUUUAUCCCAGCAUAUGUCAGCUCUCCUGGAAAAUUUACUGUGGCUGUGGAGAUAUUUGCCAUUCUGGCCUCCAGUUUUGGAAUGAUACUGUGUAUAUUUGCUCCAAAGUGUUACAUCAUAUUGUUUAAGCCAGAGAAGAACACCAAGAAACAUUUAAUGAACAAAAAUUAAUCCUUAGACAUCUGAGGUUUGGAA
This is a messenger RNA of Acanthopagrus latus (yellowfin seabream), 2634 nucleotides long. RefSeq names its product extracellular calcium-sensing receptor-like. Gene Ontology annotation, molecular function: G protein-coupled receptor activity. NCBI's taxonomy places the organism in Eukaryota, Metazoa, Chordata, Actinopteri, Spariformes, Sparidae. The record is from RefSeq and is a predicted model, not a curated record. The coding region runs from base 172 to 2610 and encodes 812 amino acids. Gene Ontology annotation, cellular component: membrane. Gene Ontology annotation, biological process: G protein-coupled receptor signaling pathway. The transcript is spliced from 8 exons.